This is a messenger RNA of Aureobasidium uvarum, 1563 nucleotides long. The record is from the annotation of a GenBank genome assembly. Lineage: Eukaryota; Fungi; Ascomycota; Dothideomycetes; Dothideales; Saccotheciaceae.
CAAGCACUGUCAAUCGAGCCAAACAUGCAUUCUUCUUGGUCAUUGCUAUCACUGGCGGUCUCUGCCGCCUCUGCUGCUCCUUCAUUGCUACGCAGAGCACCCACUGGCGCACCUGUCGUCAACUUGAAGAACGGUUCAUACUAUGGUGUACACAACAGCCAAUACAACCAGGAUUUCUUCCUUGGUGUCCCAUUUGCACAGCCUCCUAUCGAUGAGCUUCGUUUUGCCAACCCCGAGACCUUGAACGCAUCCUGGACUGGAGCUCUGCCAGCAACAAACUAUGCAUUUGAGUGCGUAGGCUACGGAGGUGAUCAGGUGGGCUACCAACAGAGCGAGGACUGUCUCUACCUGAACGUCGUCAGACCUUCCGGCUACGAGAACGCCAGUCUGCCAAUGGUUGUCUGGAUCCACGGUGGUGGCUUCUACAUGGGUGGUGCAGUUGACCGCAGAUACAACUUGACCUUCCUCGUCGAGAACUCCGUCAAGAUUGGCAAGCCCAUCAUGGCUGCCAGUGUUGCUUACAGACUUGGACCCUUUGGUUUCCUUAAUGGUGACGAGAUUGCUGGUGCUGGUCAGACCAACAUUGGACUCAAGGACCAACGCAAGGCUCUGCAUUGGCUUCAAGAGAACGGUGCUGCCUUCGGUGCCGACACAAGCAAGGUCACCAUCAUGGGUGAGUCAGCAGGAGCCGCCUCGGUCGGUUUCCACUUGGUCGCAUACAACGGCCGUGACGACAAGCUGUUCCGUGGUGCUAUCAUGGAGUCCGGCAACGCCAUUUCUUACAAUGCCCUGAACGGCUCAGACUCCUACCAACCCAAAUACUCUGCUCUCACCAAGGCAGCUGGAUGUGGAAACUCGACCAACACUCUGGACUGCCUGCGUGCUCUGCCGUUCACUGUCCUCAACAACAUCCUGAACACUACCGAUUUCAGCGGUGGCUGGAAUCCUGCUCUCGAUGGCGACUUCAUCGCUCGUUACGGCAGUGAACAGCUGGCUGACGGAGCCUUUGUUCACGUUCCCAUUAUCAACGGCGCAAACAGCGACGAAGGUGUUUCUUUCAGUCCCGCUCCCAUCAACUCCACCGCCGGCCUCGAGAAGUACUUGAACACCACUUCUUCCACCCAAGCUAGGCCAAAACUCUUCAUCGCCAACCGCCGCAGAACCUGCGAGACCUGGGCCGCCAACAACAUAUCCGCCUACUCCUACCGCUUCAACGCCAUCCCCACCGGCUCCACCUACGUCGCCCACUUCCAAGAAGUCGCUUUCGUCUUCAACAACCUCAACGGUCUUGGUUAUGCGAUUGAUCCUUUUGCCAACAAGUCUUCUGCCUUUACCGAGCUCUCCGACUUUAUGAGCAAGAGUUGGGUUACUUUUGUUCACGACUUGGAUCCUAAUGGUUAUGCGGGCAAGAACUCGAGUCUGCCGACUUGGCCUGUGUAUAGUGUUUCCAGCCCGCAGAAUAUGGUGUUUGACGCCAAUGUUACCAGUCAUGCCGAGCCCGAUACCUGGAGAGCUGAGGGUAUGAAGUUGAUUGCUGAUAACAACAUUCAGUAUCACAGAUAG